Saccostrea cuccullata (small rock oyster) is the source of this 3353-nucleotide messenger RNA. RefSeq names its product leucine-rich repeat-containing protein 15-like. Gene Ontology annotation, molecular function: protein binding. The record is from RefSeq and is a predicted model, not a curated record. NCBI's taxonomy places the organism in Eukaryota, Metazoa, Mollusca, Bivalvia, Ostreida, Ostreidae. Bases 224 to 2968 code for a protein of 914 amino acids. The transcript is spliced from 2 exons. Gene Ontology annotation, cellular component: extracellular matrix.
UAUAUGUUUUACAGGAAGUUGAUUUCUCAUGAGGCAUUAUCUCAAUUUUGCAUCAUCAAACCAAGUUCAUUGUUAAAAAUAUUUCUUCGAAAUACUAAAAUGUAUUGCGGACUAUGACAGUUUUAUGGAUAAUUGUCCAAAGUUCCACCAGAUUUUCCUGUAAUGACCACUUCAUCGGCCCCUGGUGGCUCGACAAAUUCUUAUUUACCUCUGUGGAGCCAGGAUGAACAGUGCCUUGGUGGUUAUAAUCCUUCUGCUGCAAGUAGGAUACACCCUGUCACAAUCAUGUCCUACAACAGACUGCACUUGUGAAACUGUGUCCUCAUCAACUAAACGAAUAAUCAGAUGUCGUGACCUCAAUGCCAUGCCAACUUUUACCUCAUCUGCAGAGUUAUUUCAGAAACUGGAUCUAGAUGCAGAAAGUAAUAAUAUACAAGUGCUUCAAGCCAAUGCUUUUCAAGGAAUUCGUGUGGAAGAAAUUGACAUAACUGGUGCAAAUAUUCGAUUACAGAGUAUUCAUCAGAUGGCCUUUUCUGGAUUACAACAAGAUCUGAAAACCAUCAGGCUGCGGGGAGAUACAUCAUUGCCACCCCCUUUCGACCAAAUGCAAAACUUGACAAACCUCCAGGAAGUUCAGCUGGAAUUUUUCAAUAUGCCGAGAAUUGAAAGAAGUUCCAAAUUUAAUUAUUUUCCUAAUCUGCUCACGUUGCGGUUGCGAAACAUGCAGACAACUUUUGUGUCUGCUGAAUCAUUCACAGGUCAGUUACAAUUGAUAAAACGCUUUGAAUUUGAAAACAACAAUGUUCCAACUUUUCCACAACCCGCAAUCAAUAGGCUGCGCACUUUGGAACAUCUCUCAUGGCUUCAUAAUGGAAUGGAAACCAUACCAUCUGGAUCAUUUAGAUCUCUUAGCAAUCUUAUUGAACUGGACUUGAGAGGAAACCGGAUUGCUUUACUAGAUUAUGGAUGUUUCGAUGGAAUAACAGAAAAAAUGGAGUUUUUGGCUCUCCAUAUUAAUAAACUAAAUGAACGCAACAUCCUACCAUUGGGUAAUUAUUCAUGGCCCAAGCUAGAACAGCUUAACCUUGGUCAUAUGCAAACAGAGUUUCAAGACAUUCCUUCUGGAUUGUUCAAAAACAUGCCAAAACUAGCCAACCUAAUGCUGCCAGGCAAUAAGUUAAGGCAGAUAAAAAGUAAUGACUUUGAAGGACUUGGAAAUAUGCACUCUCUGGACUUGUCUGAAAAUUAUAUAAAUACUAUUCAUAAAGGAGCACUUGCUCACAUGCCACUUCUUGAUACUCUUGAUAUACGAGCCCAGUAUGAUGUAAGUGCCAGCAAUCCGCUUAACUUCAGCUUGGACAUCUUCAAUGGGACAGAACAAGCUAUCAAGACUCUUUUUAUACAGGACAACCAUCUGAUAGAACAACAUGCUUGGGAUGCUAUUGGAGCCAUGAAGAAUCUGAUAAACCUUGACAUUUCUAAAACAAAACUGUCUAACAUACCGUCUUUAGUUUUCUACAGUCAUAAGCAACUGGGGAGCCUUCAAAUGCAGAGUAACAAUAUUGAGGUGCUAAGGCAAGAGUCUCUGUAUGGACUAAAAGACUCUCUGGAAACCAUUAAUAUUGGUUCCAAUAAAAUAAAUGUAAUUGAUGAAUGUGUCUUCAAAGGAUUUAGCAAACUGAAGUUUGUUUUUGCAACAGGAAAUCUUCUUGCUUGUAAUUGCAAUCUCUAUGGUUUGUACCAGUUUCUCAGACAAAUUUCCGGUGGAUUUACACAAGUACCAUGUAGUUCUCCACUAGAUUUAGCAAACAGAGAGCUCUCGUCCUUGGCGACGUCUGAAUUUUGCACCAGUUUGCCUACGUUAGCUGCAUGUCCAGAGUUCACGACGACAACAGUUCCCCCCAGCACCACGACUAUAACAACCACAUCCCUCCCCGUACCAGACGUCAAGGUAGUCAUUACAAAUGUUAUCGAAAACACAAUAGUCCUCUCCUGGACCGUCACUGGGAACAUGACAUACCUGAAAAAUUUCCGGGUGCAGUACAAUCAGCUAGGAGUGGAUAAUCCAGAGAUCAAAACUUUCCCCCUAGACAAAUCAAAACGAGAUCAUCCAAUAUCUGGACUUAAACCUGCAUCCAGAUAUCAGAUAUGUUUCUAUGUUGAUCUGACUGAUCUGACACAGAAGUUAAUAGGAUGUUUUACACAACAGACAAAACCAGGCGGAGUUUUUCCAGUGACAACACCACCAUAUAAUGAACCUAACACUGGUUCAGACGAUAACACUGGUACUAUAGUUGGGGGAGUGCUGGGAGGGUUUUUGUUCAUUGCCCUCGUUGUUUUAAUCUUCGUACUCUACGUCAUCUGGCAAAGGCAGAAGAAAGAAAAAGAGAAACCCCCUCCACUGCCCCCACCAACUGGCAUAACGCCCAUUGCCAUCAACCAACACCGUCCAACAAGUCAACCCAAAGUGUACAUCCGAAAAGCAAAUGGUGAAUUGGAGGUCAUGACUAUAUCCAAUGGAAUUAGUAGUGACAGUUCUCGUUUCUCUGCUGGAAGUUACCAAAAUGUUGACCUGAACGCUGUAAGCAGUGACCCCUACCCAACCAAAGGGGCCACAGGGGGUGGGGCAAGUGCAGAAAGAACAGAGCCCUAUAAACAACAGCAUGUAAAGCUGCCUCCUGAACAGAAGCCCAAUGGAACAUUCCAGGAUAAACCUCGUUACACUCAAAUGCCGGGAAUGUCUCCACAUCCGAAGACUCACUACAUCAACGAGGUCAACAGAAUGGCAGAGAGGGACCACUACUCAAAUGCUGUGGAAACACGGCCAUUACCACAGACCCCUAACAGUCAACCAAUAUCCACUAUUUCUGGAGGGGGGUUCCUAAAUCAUGGAUUUUCCUCAAGUCCAACAGAGACUCACUCAGUGUAUAAUGAAAUUGACCCUAAUAAUACAGGAACAGUGGUGUGAUGUGAAAAUAAAGUGAUAUGCGUAUCUGUGUCAUAAAGAAAAGCAUCAAAGAGACCCUGAUUUACCAGUGGACCAGACAGUGCACAAUUAAAGUGUCCAUGGUAACAAGGGAACUAAUUCUACAAGCUUUUAAUCAUUAAGAAUUGUCAUUAGUGUGAUUUCAGUUGGAUACUUUACAUUUAAUGUGCUGAUUCAAAGUGAUAUCUACUGAUUAAAAGGCAUUACUCCUUGUCAAAUAUCUUCCAUAGUAAACAGAAAUAAAUGACAGAAGUGGCUGUAUGCCAUUAACAUUACUCCAAUAAUCAGAAAGCAACACUCAAUACAUUAUAUUCUGUGUGUCUUUCAUAUUGUUAAGACUGAGCUAGAAUCUAUGUUUUUAACAUUA